Molecule: messenger RNA, 543 nt
Organism: Halichondria panicea
Lineage: Eukaryota; Metazoa; Porifera; Demospongiae; Suberitida; Halichondriidae
Product: EF-hand calcium-binding domain-containing protein 11-like
Exons: 1
Coding region: 1-495 (164 amino acids)
Cellular component (GO): cytoplasm
Molecular function (GO): calcium ion binding
Source: RefSeq, a predicted model, not a curated record
AUGGCUGAACUGCUGGACCCUUCAGCCCUCAGGAAACACUGUACUGAUGCUUUCCAGAAUGCUGACAGUCACAGGAAAGGCUUUCUGACAAAAGAGGACUACAAAGUGGCCAUCAUGGAGUUGCUGGGGUACAAGCCAUCUAAGUACGAGCUGGAGUCCAUCUGGACGGAACAUGUUGGUUGCCAUGGCGAAGAGGAGGGUGGCCUGGAUAGAGAAGCAUUCACUGCACUGAUAACCCAUCGUCUCAUGCAAAAAGACAUUGAUGAACUAGUUCGCCAGAUUUUUGUGAGUUUUGACGUCUACUUGAAUGGAUUCCUCACCCUUGAGUCUUGUCAACGAGUAUUCCACGAGGUUGCCCCUCUAAUCAAGACUGACCAAAUUGAGAGGUGGUUCAGAGAAAUGGACAUUGACAAUGAUGGACGAGUUACUUAUAGAGACUUUGAACUCAUGAUAAAAUCUCAUACUUUGUUGUAUCCAUCACAUCUCACUAAAUAAUCCUUGUGUUAUAUAUAACAUUAUGCUCUCAUGCAUUACCAUAAUUCA